Molecule: messenger RNA, 777 nt
Organism: Funneliformis mosseae
Lineage: Eukaryota; Fungi; Glomeromycota; Glomeromycetes; Glomerales; Glomeraceae
Source: the annotation of a GenBank genome assembly
AUGUCAAAUAGCAAACUUUCGACUAGAGACACUUGGGUUGGACUGCGUGUCACUUACUUCUGGCGUAUGAGGACUGCGGUCGCUCAUAUGACCCUGAUCGGUGGCAAACUUGGAGACUGCGGUCGCUCAAGUUUGGAAGCGUGGAAAAAACAACGCAUUCGAUCCUAUAAAAAUGAAGAAGCGAUCAACAAACAGAAGACCGGUCGCGAAGUUCAGUUUCAAAAGCGCAUCACGAAAUAUCAAAGAGGUAUCGCUAAAGUUACUGACGCGAAAGUUGAUAAGUGGGCUGAAGAAUCGGUAAACGUUGGUAAAGAAAAGGGAGAUCCUUCAGUCCGCAGAUCGCCUCGGCCAAUGAAAUGCGUUAACUACGCUGAAGACGAUUCAGACAAAGAGAAGAAAUCAGGGAAGAUAAGGAGAGUAAAUAGUACUGCUCAUUCACAAUCGACGGAAUCUCCACAAUCUGUACCUAGAACCCCAUCGCAAGCUCUACGCGAUUUAACUCCGUUGGAAAUAAUACCUAAUAAGCGACCGUUAAAUAAAGAGGAAAUUCAACAAUACUCUGAAGACAUAUCCGUGAUAUGCGCGUUUGAUAAAACAAUCUCAGAGUUGACUUUAGAAAUCAGCGCGAAGCUUGCCAAUAAACUAUCUUUUGUACGCGACACCAACCCUGAAGUAUGGACAUCUGAUUUAGAAAAAUAUAUAGAUACCGCCCUUAAGAACACCGGAAAAAAAUUUAAAACUGCUGUCUUAGUUGAAGUUCCAGAUGGACUUUUCUGA